GACAGCGGAGUCAGUCAGUCGUUCUUUGGAACUCGUCGCGAUAUAUUUUUUUUUACUUUAGAUGCUCUCGAAUAACGCAUCUUCGUUUUCUCGCUCGAUGGUUUUCGUAUUCCUCGAAAGUCGAUACGAAACGAAGAGAUAAAACGGUGAACCGCGGUGAAUAGCAACAGCAGAGUGCACUCAUCCGAACGCGCGUAUCAAAUGUCCAAAGAAUAAUUCGAUUGAGAAAAUCCGAAAGAAAAAAAAAUAAAAAAAUAUUCGUUAAAUAGAACCUUUGUUACGUAUAUAUUCGUCAUCGCCCUCGGGUGGUUCCCCGCGCCCUCCGUUGUUUCGGUGUGAGCUUUCCGGGUCGCGUUCAAUAAUGAGGGACAUGGCGGGUAAAAUAGCAGAGUUGAAAUUCGAAGCUCCCCUCGCGCGUUUCGAGGAGGAGGACACGGCCAGUCUCAAGAACAUGAAUUUGCUGACAGAUGCAGCAUUAUUCGAUACAAAGAAAUUCCAAGUUCGUAACAAACGUGAACCUAUUCGAUGCUUGACAGAACAAAUAUUGGACGCUGGUAUCGAGUCGAGUUUCGGUGAAAAUUACAACGCAAACGAAUUACCAUCGAGUUGCACGAAUCAAAAAACUCAACAGUUGCAACAAAAUCAACAAAACCAGCAACAGCUGCGUCAACGGCAUCAGAAUUAUCAAAACCAGGAACAGGAGCAGCACCAUCAACAGCAACAGCAGCAGCAACAACAACAACAACAACCACAACAACAACAGCAUCAACAACAACAACAACAACAACAACAGCAACGCGAAAACGGAGCUGACAUAAUGCAGGAUGGAACGUUUAGCCCUUUCAGCGGGAGCCUCGAGGAUCUCGUAAACACUUUUGACGAAAAGAUAACUUCGUGCUUCAGAGAUUAUGGCACGGAUGUUGAGUCAUUGGCGCCUGUUCAGGUCAGGACACAGGAGGAAAUAAUGAACGAGUGCCAGAUGUGGUGGACGAUAACCGGGACUUUUGGAAAUAUACUGCCAAUAGAUUGGAGUAAAUCUUAUGCAAGAAAGAUGCACGUGCCGGCGUUGAAUCUGAACGAGGCUGCACCGGUAUCCGUAGAACGGAGCGAGCUUGAGGAUUUGAGUAGCGAGGACGAAGCUGUCGCGACCGAUCUUGAUAUGCACGCUUUGAUACUCUCGAGCAGUACCGAUAGUCAUAGCCCCGAGGAGCCAUUGAAAACUGCCGAGGAAGUUCUCCGUGAAAUCGAUGAUAUAAUGCAGGAAAGUCCGUCAAUGGAAAGAUCACCGGAUUCCGAUGGCUCGCUACUCGACACCGACGAAGCACUCGAAAGAAGUCGCGAAGUUCUUGGCUCACCGCUUUACGAGAAAAAAUUGAAGGAGUUGUCGUCGGGAGAAUUGACCGGUGUUCUCGGUGAAAUGGAGUCACUCGUCGCGGCGCUGAGCGAAACAUUAAUAGCCGAGCUCGCGCUCAGAGAUGAGCUAGAGUUUGAAAAGGAACUGAAAAAUCAAUUCAUCUCGUUACUACUGGCUGUACAAAAUCGUCGACGACAGCAUCACGUUACGAAGAAGAGAGGACCUAUGCAAAAUGCCACUAGUCCAUUGCCGCAACAUAGAUCUUUUCACGAUUCAAAAUAUCUGACGACCGUUAUACCCUAUCACACGGACAACGGACCUCCGAACAAUCAAGCUCUCCAAGUUCUCAUUAAGAUACUGAAGGCGAUAAACGAGGACAGUCCGACGGUCCCGACUCUCCUCACGGACUACAUACUCAAAGUACUGUGCCCAACUUAGUGCGGCUCUUACAAGUUGAAAAACACGAGGAACGCAAAAACGGAGGAGAAACGAGUAUUUUUAACGUAAGAUGCGGAUUAAUCGGUAAACUUCUUGCCAUGGCGCUUUCGGCCAUGUCGUCAAAGUCAUCGAAUAAAGAAGACACGGACGACCUACGUUUGCUUCUGAUGUUAUUAGUUUGAUCAUCGGACGCGCGCAUCAAGUGUAGCCACUCGAUGCAUUUUUUUUCCUCGCCCUCUCUACACUAUGAUACUCUCCCAUCAUCUAGUCUUUGCGUAUAUUAUGAUUGUGAAACAUAAGAGAUACACGACGAAACACCCUCUUCUGUGUACAUUUUUUUCCUGAUGCAGCGUAUUUCAUGUUUUUCGUAUUAUCGUGCAUCAUUAUCAUCACUGUCGUUAUAUGAUUAAAAUAGUAUAGAUUCGCGCGUGAAAAAUACGCGCGCGGGACUUUUCGUUUUAUUAACUUUUGGCUCUAUUCGUUUGAAAAUAAUAAAAUGCACGCGUACACCGACACUCGCAGCAAGGAACUCAACCGUAAUAUACUUUCGAUUUUGUAAUUUUUUAAUUCCGUCUUUGUAUAUAAUGCCACACGCGAGCGCGCGAGCGCGAUCAUACACACGCACACGUGCACUGCACCCAUUAAUUUAUAUACGCAUGUAAUUGUAAAUGAGCCUUCGGUUAAACUUUCUUGCGAUAUACAAGCAGAUUUUGGGAUACAUGAUACGGAAGUGAACUCAACACAAAAUGCUCGCAUCAUGUACCGACGAAUCAUCUCUUAUUUGUAGUACGGUACAUUACCAGCGUCGUUAAAUCUAAGGAAUGUUGAAUAUAUAAAUUAAAAUCUCGUGCGGUAGAAUAAUGCAUUUCUUUUUUUUCUCCACUAUAAUCAAAUAUAUGACGUAAUACAUAAGUAUAUGAGCGCUCUGCGAGUGAAGAGAUGAAAAAGAAGGUUGAAGUAUGUUAUUGCGUGGGCAUCAUUCCGAGUAGUUUCAUAUAUAUCUUUAACCUAUUUAAAAAUAAAUAGAAUCAGAAGUGCGGA
Molecule: messenger RNA, 2833 nt
Organism: Venturia canescens
Lineage: Eukaryota; Metazoa; Arthropoda; Insecta; Hymenoptera; Ichneumonidae
Gene: Unc-76
Product: fasciculation and elongation protein Unc-76
Exons: 9
Coding region: 362-1792 (476 amino acids)
Cellular component (GO): axon; cytoplasm
Source: RefSeq, a predicted model, not a curated record